AUGAAAGGACCGGUAAAUAUGAUUAAUCUUAUGGUAGUUUCUUUGGGGAUUUGGUUAUAAAUCACUUUUCGCUUUCAGAAGUAAGCAUUAUUUAUAUAACUUAAGAGCCGACAUUCAAGUUUCUUUAAAGUCCAUUUCAAUUAAACAAAGAGGAUCUCAUUAGGAAAUCUGUAAACAUCCCAGAUCAUAAAUUCGAUUUCUCACCAUUCAUCCACGCAGACUCAACAUUUCUAGUCAAUUAACAAAACAUUCAGACCUUGCGUUUACUAUAGAAGGACUUCGCCUCUGAUCCUCAUAAUCCUGAUAAAGCUUUCAACUAUGUGAGAUAAUUAAAUCGUAUGCAAAUGUAUGAGGAGUCCCUUUAAAUAUUCAAAUAAGCAGGUAUCACAUAUGAUUUAACCGUAGACGAUUUCAGGGAAGGUGUGACUCCUAAAUAACAUUAGUAAUUGCAAGAGUAAUACGGGAUUGCUAUAACUAAUCAGAAAUCUAACAUGUAUUCUGACAAGCGUAAAUCAUUGAUUUUGCCAGGGGUAAUCCAAUUACUUAUAACAGCUGCAAUAAUAUAUCAAUUAUUUUACUAUUUUCAGCCAAAUCAAACAAAGCCUAAGAAUGAAAAAGCAUAAAGUGAGAACUCUGAUUAGGGAGUAGGUAGAAUGGAUAGAUUUUAUAACAUAUUGCGAAACAAUUAGAGUGUUCAAGAAGAGAGAAACAUUCCGACUCGUUUUAAUGAUGUUUUGGGAAUUGAUGAAUUCAAAGAAGAAUUGGAAGAGAUAGUUGAAUUUUUGAAGAAUCCAAAAAAAUAUACUGAUUCAGGAGCCAAACUACCAAAAGGGAUUCUAUUAGUAGGACCUCCAGGAACUGGAAAAACUUUAUUGGCAAGAGCAUUAGCUGGUGAAGCUGGAUGUGCAUUUUUUUACAAAUCAGGUUCUGAAUUUGAUGAGAUGUUUGUUGGUGUUGGAGCUUCAAGAGUGAGAGAAAUAUUUAAAGCAGCAAGAGCCAAAGCUCCUUCAAUAAUUUUUAUAGAUGAAAUAGAUAGUAUAGGAGGAAGAAGAAGAGCUUAAGAUCCAGGAUAUUCAAGAGAUACUAUCAAUUAAAUUCUUACAGAGAUGGAUGGAUUUAAAUAGACAGAAAGUGUUAUUGUAAUUGGAGCUACUAAUUUUGAAUAAGUAUUAAAUAUUACUAUAAUAAAUAGGUUUUAGAUCCAGCUUUAAAACGACCAGGGAGAUUCGAUAAGAUGAUUCAUGUUCCAUUACCUGAUGUAAGAGGAAGAGAAUAAAUCUUUUCUUACUAUUUAAAUAAGAUUAAAUUUGAUGAGAAGAAAGUCUUGCCUACAAAUUUGGCUAGACAAACAAGUGGAUUCAGUGGUGCAGAUAUUCAAAAUAUGGUGAAUGUUGCAAUUUUAAAUGCAAUUAAAUAUGACAGAUAGAUAGCUACAACUGAAGAUUUUGAAUUUGCUAUUGAUAGAAUAUCAAUGGGAAUAGGAAGAAAGAAUAUGCAUGUGAGUGAUAAAGAAAAAUUAAUGACAGCAUAUCAUGAGGGUGGACAUGCCCUAACUAGUUUAUUAACUGAUGGAGCUAUGCCAUUACAUAAAGUAACAAUAUUGCCUAGAGGAGGAGCUUUAGGAUUUGUAUAUAUUUAUUUAAGUUUGCUAUUAGACAGCUAUGUUACCAGAAAAAGAUCAAUUGAAUUAUACAAGGAGAGGAAUUAUUGCAUCUAUUGAUGUAGCUAUGGGAGGACGAGCUGCAGAAGAUCUCUUUCUUGGUAAGGAUGAUAUUACUAGUGGAUGUAGCAAUGACUUAGCUAAAGCAACUGAUUUGGCUUAUAUGUUUGUGAAGUAAUUAGGAAUGGAUGAUAAGAUUUCUUUGAUUUCUAUUUAAAGUGAUAGAUAGAAAACUAGUGAUCAAUAUGAUUAUAUGGUUGAUAUGGAAGUAAAGAAGAUUCUAGAGGUAUUUAAAUAAAUUUAGAUCAAGGAAUCAUAUAACCGAGUUAAAACAUUAUUGAAAUCAAAUGAAAAUAAACUCAAAGCAUUGGCUACAGAAUUAGUCAAGAAAGAGACUUUGUCUGCUGAAGAAAUUAGAAAGCUUUUGCAAAUAAAAUGAUU
Paramecium pentaurelia is the source of this 2101-nucleotide messenger RNA. NCBI's taxonomy places the organism in Eukaryota, Ciliophora, Oligohymenophorea, Peniculida, Parameciidae. The record is from the annotation of a GenBank genome assembly.